Molecule: messenger RNA, 390 nt
Organism: Laccaria bicolor S238N-H82
Lineage: Eukaryota; Fungi; Basidiomycota; Agaricomycetes; Agaricales; Hydnangiaceae
Exons: 1
Coding region: 1-390 (129 amino acids)
Biological process (GO): protein folding in endoplasmic reticulum; autophagosome assembly
Cellular component (GO): membrane; endoplasmic reticulum; EMC complex
Source: RefSeq, a predicted model, not a curated record
AUGUCGACGACGGAAGAAACAUCUGCGCAGCUCAUAUAUGGACCUAAUGUGGUUGCCAAUUCUUCUUUGACAACUGUGAAAUUCCUUUCCGCAUGCUUUGCUGGGGCGGCAGCCGGUAUCCUUGGUCUCGAGAAUUGGCUGGGGUUUACCCUGUUCCUCACAUCCACGAUCCUCACCUCCGUUUGCAUCUACACAAUCAACUGUUACGGCAAGCCCGCGAAGUUCAUCCAUGGAGGGAUAGCUGAACUUGUAAACCCUGGUCAAGAUAACGUGUUUACGUUUGUCCUGGUUUGGACCCUAUUUUAUGGUUUGUCUCCUCAGCUCCAUCCGAUAUGCAAAGACAUUGAACAGUCUCUUCUUCUCUUCGGCUUCAGGAAUAAUACAUGGUGA